Molecule: messenger RNA, 1975 nt
Organism: Cyphomyrmex costatus
Lineage: Eukaryota; Metazoa; Arthropoda; Insecta; Hymenoptera; Formicidae
Exons: 12
Coding region: 63-1952 (629 amino acids)
Source: RefSeq, a predicted model, not a curated record
AUGAUCACACGAGACAGAUCGCGCAAGUGAUUUUCGCAUAACAAAGUCGAUCACGAAACAACAUGCCCGGGGGUGUUGUAUUUCUGGUCUGUAUUCCCACUUUGAGCUACGAGCACGAACUUGUAUUCGGUGUGCCGGUGAAAAGCUCGAAGAAGAUCGAAAAGAGCAAAAAUAAAAUCGCAGGUGGACCAAAGGUGGACCUUCGUAUAAAGGAAACAAGAAACCGUCCGCAAUUACUCACGCUCGAUGAUGAUGGUAAUAACAAUGACAACGACAUCGGCAUUGAUGUUGGCGUUGAUAGUAGGAAACACGCUCGUGGAUAUCCCACGCGAUCGAAAUCACCGGUCUUUGUGUCGAUGGAAACGGUACUGGAAGAGCUCCUUAAAAAGCUAAGAGUAGAGCACGUCGUGUGGUGCAAGGACAAGGAAGAUAUGUAUUAUGAGGUGAUAUUUCCGGUACCCGCCGGUGAACCCUGCGAAAAUUGUAUACAUUGCCUCACCGAGUUGGGUAUUGGUGUUAAAAUGAACUCGAUAGUCAGCGUAAUCCCGACGCAAUGUACGUACAGCGGUGUGAACGGAACAAAAUCGUUGGCUGUCAAGGACGACGUUGCUCGCAGACGGAAAGAAUCGGAGGACCGUAAGAACGCUUGGGAUGAUUUCGUAGGAUCUAUUAGAUCGAAAUUGACGGUGAAACAGGUGGUCGACGGCGUUCGAAGUGGCGGUGAUCUUACCUUCGAUUACGUGUGCCUAGUGUUAACCGCGGAUUGUCUCGCUGCACUUGGUCUCGUCGAGAACAGUGCAACUAAUGUCGUUGCAGCCAUGCUUGUCUCUCCUCUCAUGGGACCUGUGAUGUCUCUGACUUUCGGGACGAUCAUAGCCGAUAGAGACCUACAACUGGUCGGUCUGAAGAGCUUGAUGCUCGGUAUCUUCUUAUCGAUACUGUUUGGCUUCAUAUUUGGUCUUCUCCUGGGUACAACUGAAAUGCCUUGGGGUUAUGGCGACUGGCCAACUGAUGAAAUGAAGGGCAGAGGCAACUAUAGAUCGUGUUGGAUGGGCGUUCUUUGGGCUCUUCCAUCUGGAACAGGUGUAGCGGUCGCUUUGCUGCAAGGCAGCAAUGGGCCGUUAAUUGGUGUUGCCAUAUCAGCUUCAUUACUGCCGCCAGUCGUUAAUUGCGGCUUAUUUUGGGCUUUGGGAUGUAUAUGGCUUCUAUAUCGACCAAUAAAAAUGCUACAUAUUAAAGGCGAAUCUUAUACAAACUUUAAUAGCUCCUAUACGUAUAUCUACAGCGAUUACUUGCCUGUAGAAUUCUUUUGCAACGGCAUUAUCAGCGCGUGUCUAACGUUUAUCAAUGUAAUGUGCAUCUUUAUUACGGCGAUAAUAGUCUUGAAGAUUAAAGAAGUGGCCGCACCGUAUACGUCAACACCGGAACUGCGUCGAUUCUGGGAACACGACAUUCGACUGGUUCGCGAUAAGAAUAUCUCUAGAGAUAACAGUUCUUUGAAUUCAAGUUUCUACGAUGGAUUGAGUAAAACUAAACAACGAGCAUUAGAACGUACGCUAAACGAAGCAGUCAGGGAAGCGAUAAAUGACGAAACUUUCAGAAAAGUACAAAGACUCAGUUAUGGGCACGGACCGGAAGAGAUUAGUCCUCGGCUUGGUCUUCCUGCUCGCGGAACAGGAGGCAGAGGUAACAUAAAAGACAGUGAAAACAAUGAAGAAAUAAUAGAUGGAAAUCUACAAUCACAUAAAGGCUUGAAUUCCGGUAAUACAAGUGAAGAUUUGAUCGCAUUGGAUCGUUUAAUAACGUAUCUUUUGAGUCAACCAAGCAACCCAACUGGUAAUUUAGAUUCGUGGAGACGCUCGCAUCGAGCUAGUGCACGAGGCUAUAGACAAUUACGUGGCACUGCCGCCGAUAUCGCGGAAACCGGUGGCGUUGGCACAACUUCUCUUUGAACAUAAAUUGACAUUUAAAGAAA